AAGUGCACACGCUCAAUCUGAAUCUCGAAACAAAAACGGUGCCGGGAACUGGUCAGCCCAUUGCGACUCAAUCGAAGCAGCGAUAACCGAGAAUUUUUUGCACAGUGCAAACGUUACACGCGCGACGAUACGGAUAAUUUCUGCGAUAAUUAUGGAGUAUCCGACGAUUAACGAUCUACCAAACAAACUGUUGGAGAUAAUAUUUGACCACCUUGGCGUGGUCGACCUGAAGAACGCGUCCAUGGUGUGCCGACGAUGGUCAGAUUUAGCAUUUUUAGGACGGCGGAUGGAUCGUGUGAUGCUAGUGCCACAAUUUCCGUGGGACAAAGCGUUGCUUCAAAGCAAUCGAAAAUAUUGCCACCUUGAACUCCGAGAAACUGAAAAGUGCUCUGCGUAUCUUAAGGAGUUAUUCCAAACGUUCAGUGUUUCCUCAUUGCGCUUAAAACACGGGAAUUUAUCACACUCCGUGUUACGGUCGAUUUUGCUGGAUGUACCUAACCUUCAGCAUUUGACGAUUGAUAAUAUACCCGGACAAAUGAACAAAAUGGUUGAACCGCUCCCAAUUAUGAGAAAAUUAGAACACUUGGAGAACCACAGUAUCAAUUCGGACAGUGCACUUCCUUGGUAUACGAUCGCCCCUUCUUUGCAAGGUCUGAAAAUGUGUUGUGAUUAUGAGGACCAGUUGGAGCAGUGGAGACUUUUCAGUGGCCAGUUAAAGCAAGUUUAUGCUAGUUUUGGCUUUCAACAGAAUUUAUUGGACCGCUUUUGCGAUAUGACAUUUCCUCUUCUUGAGGAGUUGUCAAUAAAAUCGGCAUUGUUUGAAGGUUCGUUCGGAGCAGAAAAUUCGUUUCAACGCCACGAGUUUUUUCGAAGAAACGCCUCUUUGCGGCGUCUUCGCCUCGAUGGCAUUUACCUAGAUAAAACGUUAGUUCAAGACAUCACGAAUUACAACAAAAAGUUGAUGACUUUAGAAAUCAUAGGUGAACAUAACCUUGACCGUGAAUAUGAAGAUAACGGAGAACAAGGAUCGUUGGAUUCCCUGGCGCAACUGACUGAACUAAAGCAUCUAAGAUUACAAAAUCUGCCCACAUGCAUUUUUCGCGAACGUGAAGCACUUACCUCGCUCCAAUCUUUGUAUAUGAAUGAAAUAACGUUUGGUUACGAUGGACUGCUCGGUUUCCUCAGAGAUCUUUUCGAGAUCGCGCCGCAAUUGAAGUGUUUGGAAGUAGGGUCCGUCGUGAUGGCAGAAAACGCCGCUCAGUACAUUUGCAACAAUUUCAAGAAACUCACUCGUCUGCACCUGACCUAUUCGGAAAAGGUAACGCGUGAUGGUCUCUCCGGAAUCGACCGAUUACCGUUUCUAUGGUAUUUAGAAUUACGCUUUUUUGCUGUACACACAUUAUUUAUUAGCAUCAUUCCCCUAAAAAAGGUCCGCUACCUUACACUUCACCUUAAGUAUCUAUACAAUGAAGAUGAACUUCUUCGGCUGCCGGAAAUUUUCCCUCAACUCGACCGAUUGAACUUGAUCAACUCCGGCAAGUUUCUCCAUGAAUCUACUGUCGAUAAGUUACGCCAAUUACUUCCGACGUGUGCAAUCAAAAUAUAUGGCCAGCUUAUCACUAACGCAGGGGUGCAAAAAUGUUUUCCAAAGUGGACCGGAAGUGAAAUGAUGCCGGUGUGGGAGAAAGAAUGGGUAUUUAAAAAUCGCAUUGAUUGAUUUGGUGAAUAAAUUCAUG
Molecule: messenger RNA, 1736 nt
Organism: Anopheles cruzii
Lineage: Eukaryota; Metazoa; Arthropoda; Insecta; Diptera; Culicidae
Exons: 5
Coding region: 152-1717 (521 amino acids)
Molecular function (GO): protein binding
Source: RefSeq, a predicted model, not a curated record